CCCCUCCAGAACCUGGAGGCCCGGAAGGGGCGCCCGCAGGGUCACCAGAGAGAGAAGAUUUUUGUCUCAAGUUGUCCCGGAGUUUUGGUGUUCACACCACGACCAACAAACACCUCGAGUCCUCUGAGUCCCCUCAACUUUCAGACACCCCCUGCAGCCCCGCACCCUUGGGGAUCCCCGGGGGCCUUCAGACGUCUCCCAACUCUCCUGCCCCCUAAAAUCUCUUUGACUCCUCGACUAUCCCUCAGGCCCGCAGGACCCCUCCAUGGCUAGGUCGUAUGGGGGCCGGGUGCUGGCCGCGAUGAUUCUGUUGUGCAUCCCCGCGGCGGUGCUGGCGGCGCUGGGCGCGCAGCUGCUGUUCCAGCUGCAGGCAGGCCGCUCGGACCUUCGGGGACUGCGAUCCGACCUGCUAGGCCGGGAACUGGCCCCCGGUCCGGGGCUGCCGGAGAACGCGGUCUUGGCGCUGCUGCCGCUGGCCGCCGUCCUCGCCGCUCUCGCGCUCGUGCUGGGUCUCACCUGCCUGUUGCUUGCUGCGCUCUGCGGCCACCUGGGUGCUGAGAUGGCGCCGGGACCUGGUCCCAGCAGGUCUGACUGGUUUCUCUACGACUGCCGCCUCCUCAGACAUGUGGCCCUCGGCCUCUUCUGUUGUGGGGUAUCCGUGUACUUAGCAGCACUGUCCAUCUACACCCUGCUGCUCUUCGAGAUUGAGAUAGGUGCAGCUGCUGCCUCCAUCCUUGGCUUGGGUGCUCUGGUCCUGGUGGCGGCGCUGACCUACACUCUGCUCCGGGCCACCCGGGCCACCCGCCGUGGCCCCUGUGAGCUGUCCCUGCCACAGUCUGAAGAUGACCCCAUCCGCCCUGCUGAAGUCUCCAAGGCCAGCCCAGGGGCUCAGCCCCAGCAGGGUACCCAUCACUGGACCCCCUACUCAUCCUACCCAAAGUCUGAGACCUCCCUCAGGCCCACGGUCACUGCCACAGCACCUGCAGCCAUGGAGCGAGGCCAGGAGAGCAAUCUGCCUGCAUCCCGCAUGCACCAGAAACUGUCUGACAGUGAGGGGCACUGGGAGGAGGUCACACAUGAGAUGCGCAGCAUCCUAAGCCACAGGCCAGGGAACUCAGGGAAGGACUCCACCCUGGUGUGAGCCCAAGGGUCAGGGAUAGAGACCUGGUGUCCUUCCUGCUGUCAGGCAGCAGGAAAAGGACUCUUAGUAGAGAUAGGUCCAGUAGCAGCACAUAUUGAUUUUUUUCUCAGUUCACAGCAUCCCUGACUUUAGUCCUCAAGGUUACCUCUUGGUACAAAAUGGCUUCCAGGGCUCCAGCCUUCACCUCCUCACUCAGGGAAAAGUAGAGGCCAGGGCUGGCUCAGGAGCUUUUGAAAGUCUUCCUGGGAGGCCUUGGAACAUCUCUGCCUAUAGCUCACUGGACAGAACAGAGUCAUAUGGCCCAUGGAGACCACAGGGAGACUAGGAAAUGUAGCUGUCCAGAAUGAAUAAAAUUCUGUUAUAGGCAGGAGGGGAGGGGAAGGCUUAGGCAGCAGUUCUCUAAAUAUCUCCAUCCAUUUUACAGAUGAGGAAACCGAGGCCCAGAGAGGGGCAGUGACUCACCAAGGGUCCCAAGGUCAGUACUGAGCAUCAGGUCCAGGAUUCGAACCUGAGUCGUGUAACCUCCAUGCUGCCAAUAGUGCCGGUCUCAGACUCUGCGAAUCCUUCCCAGCCGUGAGUGUUUGAAACCUGUGUAUGCCGAGCUCAGAGCAGCCCAGGACCACAGACACACCUGGAGGCCUGGACCCAGACUCCUGGCUGUGGGCCUGUGGCUGAAGGCUUCACUGCUCUGUGUCUCGGUUUCUUGGUCUGUAAAAUGGGAACAGAAGCCAUUCCUCCUCCGAGGGCUCUCGUGAGAUUCCAUGUGAGCCAUUCCAGGGACCUGUAAACAGGAGGUCCUCAAUGCAUGUCAACCUGUGCUUCUGUCUCGGGGUGCCUAGUGGCAGGAAAAGGUGGGAUGAAGGCCAGUUUCUGGAACUCAUGGUGAGGCAGGAAGCCCCAUAAAAAACCCAGCAGGGAAGACAUGGAAACAGCUUAAACGUCCAUCAACAGGUGACUGGAUAAAGAAACUGUGGUAUAUUUAUACAAUGGAAUACUACUCAGCCAUAAAAACCGACAACAUAAUGCCAUUUGCAGCAACAUGGAUGCUCCUGGAGAAUGUCAUUCUAAGUGAAGUAAGCCAGAAAGAGAAAGAAAAAUACCAUAUGAGAUCGCUCAUAUGUGGAAUCUAAAAAAACCCAAAACAACAACAACAACAAAACAAACAAACAAAGCAUAAAUACAGAACAGAAAUAGAUUCAUAGACAUAGAAUACAGACUUGUGGUUGCCAAGGGGGUGGGGAGUGGGAAGAAAUAGACUGGGAUUUCAAAAUUGUAGAACAGAUAAACAAGAUUAUACUGCAUAGCACAGGGAAAUAUAUACAAGAUCUUAUGGUAUCUCACAGAGAAAGAAAUGUGACAAUGAAUAUAUAUAUGUUCAUGUAUAAUUGAAAAAUUGUGCUCUGCACUGGAAUUUGACACAACAUUGUAAAAUGAUUAUAAAUCAAUAAAAAAUGUUAAAAACAAAAACAAAAACAAAAAAACCAGCACCAGGGGGGACAGCAGGGCCCCCACUCUUGUGCCGGCACCAUCCGGUUCCCUGGCGAGGCUCUAUCCCACUUUUUGCCUCUGAAACAGCUUACUUACGCCUAAAAUUCUAUUGGUUCCCUGAGCUCACUUCUGAUUGGUUGUUUCCUUCACUCCUGAUUGGUUAUUUCUCUCACUACUAUUUGGGCUAUUCCUACAAAGCUUGUUCCUGGUUGGUCAACUUCUGCUAUACUUUAUUUGCUUAUGAUGUUGCAAAGUGUAAACUGGCAGCCUAUAAAGGCCUGUGUAAACCUACAGAAGGGGUCUAGAGCUUGGCGUGUUAACUCCUCU
Messenger RNA from Camelus dromedarius (Arabian camel), 2956 nucleotides. It is a transcript of the gene TMEM221, whose product is annotated as transmembrane protein 221. The coding region runs from base 266 to 1141 and encodes 291 amino acids. The transcript is spliced from 3 exons. The record is from RefSeq and is a predicted model, not a curated record. NCBI's taxonomy places the organism in Eukaryota, Metazoa, Chordata, Mammalia, Artiodactyla, Camelidae.